This is a messenger RNA of Pygocentrus nattereri (red-bellied piranha), 2693 nucleotides long. It is a transcript of the gene nr4a2a, whose product is annotated as nuclear receptor subfamily 4, group A, member 2a. The coding region runs from base 246 to 2219 and encodes 657 amino acids. The transcript is spliced from 8 exons. Gene Ontology annotation, cellular component: transcription regulator complex; nucleus. Gene Ontology annotation, biological process: cellular response to corticotropin-releasing hormone stimulus; regulation of transcription by RNA polymerase II; central nervous system neuron differentiation. Lineage: Eukaryota; Metazoa; Chordata; Actinopteri; Characiformes; Serrasalmidae. The record is from RefSeq and is a predicted model, not a curated record. Gene Ontology annotation, molecular function: zinc ion binding; nuclear receptor activity; nuclear glucocorticoid receptor binding.
ACUCCUCUCGCGGUUGCGCUCGCACUCUGCUUUCCCCCGCUGGACCUUUGCAUUAAACUCGCUCUGCUCUUUCUCUGUGCGCGUGUGGAUACAAUGCAACUUUGUGUGAUGCUGAUUUAAAGGGGGAGACCCAGACCCGAGCCAAGCCGAGCUGAACCAAGACCUGUCCACAACCCGCUUUCUCCAGCCGAUCACACCACCAUCCAAUCUGAGUGGCGACGAGGAGGAGGCACGCGGCUGAAGCCAUGCCCUGUGUCCAGGCUCAGUACGGCUCCUCUCCGCAGGGCGCCAGUCCGGCGUCCCAGAGCUACAGCUGCCCGGGGAGUGGCGAGUACAGCUGCGACUUUCUCACACCCGAGUUUGUGAAGUUCAGCAUGGACCUGACUAAUACUGAGAUCACGGCGGCCACCACGUCGCUACCCAGCUUCAGCACAUUCGUGGACAGCUACAACGCUGCGGGCAGCACUGCCAGCGGCACCAGUGCCAGUGGUGCCAACCUGGGCUACGACGUGAAGCCACCCUGCUUGUACCAGCUGCCCCACUCUGGGGACCCUUCAACCAUCAAGGUUGAGGACAUGGCCCUGCAUGGUUACGCCCACCACCACCACCACCCUCAUCCUCACCACCCCCACCAGGGCCAUCUGGGCCCUCAACCCGAGGAGAUCAUGGUGACCCAUUCGGGUUCCGUCUACUUCAAACCACCCUCGUCCUCCUCUUCCUCCUCCUCUUCCUCCUCUUCUUCAUCCUCCUCGCCCCACGCGCACGCGCCCAGCACCCCGGGCUUCCAGCUACAGGCCGCUCCCGCGUGGGAGGACCCGGCGGGCCCCCUGCACGCCUUCCACCACAGCUACGUCCUGGAGCAGCGCAAGCACAACCCGGUUUCCAGGCUCUCCUUGUUCUCCUUCAAGCAGUCUCCGCCCGGCACGCCCACAGUCUCGAGCUGUCAGAUGCGCUUCGAUGGCCCGCUGCAUGUGGCCAUGAGCCACGAGCCGUCCGCGCCGCCGCCUCCGCACGGAGCCCCUGGCUUCGCAAUGCCCGGCGCGCUCAGGAAGCAGGCGGCCGUGGCCUUCCCGCACGCGCUCCCACUAGCCGGCCACCAUGGGCACGCUCACCCGCACGCCCACCAGCUGCUGGACGCGCAGAUCCCGUCGCCGCCGUCGCGCGGCUCGCCGUCCAACGAAGGCAUGUGCGCCGUGUGCGGGGACAACGCCGCGUGCCAGCACUACGGGGUCCGCACGUGCGAGGGCUGCAAGGGCUUCUUCAAGCGCACGGUGCAGAAGAAUGCAAAAUAUGUGUGUUUGGCAAACAAAAACUGUCCUGUGGAUAAGCGCCGGAGAAACAGGUGCCAAUACUGCCGCUUCCAGAAGUGCCUUGUUGUCGGGAUGGUCAAAGAAGUUGUUCGGACUGCUAGUCUGAAGGGCCGAAGAGGCCGUUUGCCGUCCAAACCCAAAAGCCCCCAGGAGCCCACUCCUGCCCCCCCACCGGUCAGUCUCCUCAGUGCACUGGUCAGAGCCCAUGUGGACUCCAACCCCUCCAUGUCCGCACUGGAUUAUUCCAGAUUCCACGCCAGCCCUGACUACCAGCUGAGUGGAGACGACACGCAGCACAUCCAGCAGUUCUAUGACCUCCUGACGGGCUCCAUGGACAUCAUCCGGGCGUGGGCCCAGAAGAUUCCUGGCUUUACGGACCUCCCCAAGCAAGACCAGGACCUUCUGUUCGAGUCUGCAUUCCUGGAGCUUUUCGUCUUGCGUCUGGCCUACAGGUCUAACCCGAUGGAGGGUAAGCUGAUCUUCUGCAAUGGUGUAGUGCUGCACAGGCUGCAGUGCGUGCGCGGCUUUGGCGAAUGGAUCGACGCCAUCGUGGAGUUUUCCUCCAACCUUCAGAGCAUGAACAUUGACAUCUCUGCCUUCUCCUGCAUCGCAGCGCUCGCCAUGGUCACAGAGAGACACGGGCUGAAGGAGCCGAAGAAAGUGGAGGAGCUCCAGACUAAGAUCGUGAACUGUCUAAAGGACCAGCUGGCCUUCCCCGGGGGAGGAGGAGGGGGAGGCGGGGGUGGUCCUGCCCGGCCUGCCCCCCUGUCCCGCCUGCUGGGGAAACUGCCCGAGCUGCGCUCGCUCUGCACUCAAGGCCUGCAGCGCAUCUUCUACCUGAAGCUGGAGGACCUGGUGCCCCCGCCCGCAAUAAUAGACAAGCUGUUCCUGGACACGCUGCCCUUCUAGAGACUCUUUCACACCGACCUCAGAGAACUGACUGCUUCCACAGACUCCUUACACCUCUCCUCUCCCCCUUUUCAAUGAUUAUUGCUGUUACUGGUUCCACGACUGACAUCCAGCUGUUCGGAUCAUCAAACCAAACCAAACCAAACCAAACGAAGAGAGAUAGUCUUCAACAAGUGAUGCAGUUUUCUUCUUAUUAUUAAUAUUAUUUUUGCUUUCUGUUUCUUUUUAUUUUCCCUUUCGACCUUCGAAACAUUCAAAGAUAUAAAUAAACGACCCGCGGGGGGAAACAGUCCUAGUUUGCGUAAUUUUACUCCGACAAAGGCGGGAGGAGCUCUUAUCACUCCGCACUGACAUCAUUAACGAGAAAAGACAUCCAACGAUAAAAUCCCUGGAAAAUCACCCAGUAAAUGUAAUAUAAUCCAUUUAUAUAUACAUAUGCGAUAGAUUUAUUCGCGUAAUUUUUAAGUGUAUAAA